AGUUUCUCCGGCGGACGCGGCUCUUCCCCCUCGACGACUCUGCACCCCCGUCUUCGGUGACAGAAGGCGCCUGUUGGGGUGACUACUCUUUUCUUUCCCAAUUCCCCUUCACCCAGUCUUCUCGGUCUCCUCUGCUCUCGGCCCAGAGAAGCAGCGGAGCUCGGGCCCCCGCGCUGAGCGGCCCUCCCCUCCCCACCGUUCCCUCCCCACCGUUCCCUCCCUCUGUCAGCCCCCGGCAACCGGCCCGGGAGGAGACGGGGGUUUGCCAGGCCCGGGGCGGGCGGGGAGGCCUCGGGGAAGGGGGGGCCCGCUCCUCAGGCACAGAGGCUUCGAGGCUUCCACCCUUCACAUCCGGGCGAUGGACGCCUUGUGAGACUGGUGCCUCUCGCUGGGGGCGCGUUUGGGAGGCGGUGACCGACUGACCGUCCCGGAGCCUCCGGGCCGGGCCCUCCCUGGCCUUGCUCGGCCCCUCCCACUCUCUUUGGCCCUGGAGCUGCCACCGCUCGGGAGUCAGUGCUAGUCCUUGCUUCGCGUUGCGGCCGCCCUCCGGGCCUAGCCCGCCCAGCCCGCGCAGCGGCGGCGGCGGGAGCUGGAGCUGCCGCCGCAUCCGCCGCAUCCGCUUAUACUCGGUGCCGGCUCCUUGCCCUUCCCCGUAUGACUGCGGCGCCUCAGCUGCUACAGCCUUUCCGGCCGCCGCUUGCCGCAGGAUGGAUGCGGGUCGCGAGGCGCUAACCCCGGUGGCUGAGCUCCUCGAUAGCCCGCCGACGAGCCCGCCUUGUGAGCCAAACCAGCCGUCGCAGCUGGCCCUCGUGUCCCGCCUCGCCUCCGGGGUGACUUGUCAGUGCUGAGUGAGGAGUCGUCCGGUUUGAUCCGAACCCGCCGGGAACGGGAGCCGUCGCAGCGGAACCUGCCGACCUUCACUGCUCCUCUGGGUCGGCCCCUCAUCGUAUUUUCAUUCAGAAAGUCGAGCCGGCUCGCCUUGCUCCAGCGGACCGACCAUGUCUGGCGGCGCCUCGGAGAAACAGAGCGGCACGCCGAGCUCCCUGUUCCUCUCGCCGCCGGCGCCAUCCCCCAAGAAUGGCUCCAGCUCCGAUUCCUCUGUGGGGGAGAAACUGGGCGCUGCGGGGACCGACGCUGGAACUGGCAGGACUGAGGAGUACCGGCGUCGCCGCCACACUAUGGACAAGGACAGCCGUGGGGCAGCCUCAACCACCACCACCACGGAGCAUCGCUUCUUUCGUCGCAGCGUCAUCUGCGACUCCAACGCCACCGCGUUGGAAUUGCCCGGCCUCCCGCUUUCUCUCCCUCAGCCCAGCGUCGCUGCGGUGGGUCCGCAGAGUACUCCACCAGAGCCCCACCGCGAGGAGACCUUGACCGCUACCACCGCUGCCCAGGUAGCCCAGCAGCCUCCCGCCGCUGUUGCUGCCCCUAGGGAACCCGCCUCCACGGGUACUGCGGCCACGACCGCCCCCAGCAGUACCAGCAGAGACCGCCAAGUUUCCCAGCCGGACCAUGUGGGGAGCAAAGAGGAGCCUCCAUCGGCGAGGAGCGGCAGCGGUGGCGGCAGCGCCAAGGAACCGCAAGAGGAACGUAGCCAGCAACAGGACGAUAUCGAAGAGCUAGAGACCCAGGCCGUGGGGACGUCCAAUGAUGGCCGCUUUCUCAAAUUUGACAUCGAAAUUGGCAGAGGCUCCUUUAAGACAGUCUACAAAGGACUGGACACUGAAACGACUGUGGAGGUCGCCUGGUGUGAACUGCAGGAUCGAAAGUUAUCAAAGUCUGAGAGGCAGAGAUUUAAAGAAGAGGCUGAAAUGUUAAAGGGUCUUCAGCAUCCCAAUAUUGUUCGAUUCUAUGAUUCCUGGGAGUCCACAGUAAAAGGAAAGAAGUGCAUUGUUUUGGUGACUGAACUUAUGACAUCUGGAACACUUAAAACGUACCUGAAAAGGUUUAAGGUGAUGAAGAUCAAAGUUCUGAGAAGCUGGUGCCGGCAGAUCCUUAAAGGACUUCAAUUUCUUCAUACUCGAACUCCACCUAUUAUUCACCGAGAUCUUAAGUGUGACAACAUCUUUAUCACUGGCCCUACAGGCUCCGUCAAGAUUGGAGACUUAGGUCUGGCAACCCUGAAGCGGGCUUCUUUUGCCAAGAGCGUGAUAGGUACCCCAGAGUUCAUGGCCCCUGAGAUGUAUGAAGAGAAAUAUGAUGAAUCCGUUGAUGUUUAUGCUUUUGGGAUGUGCAUGCUUGAGAUGGCCACAUCUGAAUACCCUUACUCAGAGUGCCAGAAUGCUGCGCAGAUCUACCGUCGCGUGACCAGUGGGGUUAAGCCAGCCAGUUUUGACAAAGUAGCAAUUCCUGAAGUGAAAGAAAUUAUUGAAGGAUGCAUUCGACAAAACAAAGAUGAAAGAUACUCUAUCAAAGACCUUUUGAACCAUGCCUUCUUCCAGGAGGAAACAGGGGUGCGGGUAGAAUUAGCAGAAGAAGAUGAUGGAGAAAAGAUAGCCAUUAAGUUAUGGCUACGUAUUGAAGAUAUUAAGAAAUUAAAGGGAAAAUACAAAGACAAUGAAGCUAUUGAGUUUUCCUUUGACUUGGACAGAGAUGUGCCAGAAGAUGUUGCUCAAGAAAUGGUAGAGUCUGGGUAUGUCUGUGAAGGUGAUCACAAGACCAUGGCGAAAGCCAUCAAAGAUAGAGUGUCAUUAAUUAAGAGAAAACGAGAGCAGCGGCAGUUGGUGCGGGAAGAGCAAGAAAAAAGAAAGCAGGAAGAGAGCAGUUCCAAACAGCAAGUAGAACAACAAUCAAGUGCUUCCCAGGCAGGAAUGAAGCAGCUCCCUUCUGCCAGCACUGGCAUACCUGCUGCCUCUGCCACUUCGGCUUCAGUUUCUACACAAGUAGAACCUGAAGAACCUGAGGCAGACCAACAUCAACAACUACAGUACCAACAACCUAGCAUAUCUGUGUUAUCUGACGGGACUGUUGACAGUGGUCAGGGAUCUUCUGUCUUCACAGAAUCUCGAGUGAGCAGCCAACAGACAGUUUCUUAUGGUUCCCAACAUGAACAGGCACAUUCUACUGGCACACUCCCAGGGCACACAGCUUCUGUUAUCCAAGCACAAUCUCAGCCCCAUGGGGUUUAUCCAUCCUCGAGUAUGCCUCAGUCCAUGGUGCAUCCGUGUGGGGGGACCCCAACAUACUCAGAAUCACAGAUACCUUUCCCAACUAUUCAUGAACGUCCAGUUUCUUUUUCACCACCUCCCACCUGUCCACCGAAGGUGGCCAUUUCUCAGCGGCGUAAGAGCACCUCCUUCCUGGAAGCCCAAACUCACCACUUCCAACCCCUGCUGAGGACUGUUGGCCAAAAUCUUCUUCCACCUGGUGGCAGCCCAACUAACUGGACACCAGAGGCCAUAGUUAUGCUGGGUACUACAACCAGUAGAAUUACUGGAGAGCCAUGUGAGAUACAGGUCAAGUCUAUGUUUGAAACACCUCAAGUUUACAGUGACUAUAGACCUGGACUAGUACUUCCAGAAGAAGCUCACUAUUUUAUUCCUCAGGAAGCAUUGUGUGUAGCUGGGGUACAGUACCAGGCCCAGGUGGCAGAACAGUAUGAGGGUAUUCCAUACAACUCACCAGUACUGUCAAGUCCUAUGAAACAGAUACCUGAACAGAAGCCAGUACAAGGGGGUCCUACCUCAAGUUCUGUCUUUGAAUUUCCAUCUGGACAGGCUUUCUUGGUAGGACACCUUCAGAAUUUAAGAUUAGAUUCUGGAUUGAGUCCAGGAUCUCCCCACUCUAGUAUUUCUGCACCUAUCAGUACAGAUGCUACACGUUUGAAAUUCCACCCUGUCUUUGUUCCUCAUUCUGCGCCUGCUGUGUUAACUCAUAACAAUGAGAGCAGAAGCAAUUGUGUAUUUGAAUUUCAUGUUCACACUCCAAGCUCCUCUUCAGGAGAAGGAGGGGGAGUUUUGCCUCAGCGUGUUUACCGAAAUCGACAGGUUGCAGUGGACCUGAAUCAGGAAGAACCACCUCCUCCAUCAGUUGGAUUACAUGGCCGCCUGCAGCCUGUGACUGAAGAACAGCAUAAUUAUCAUUCCCCAGAAUUGACCGUGUCUGUGGUAGAGCCUAUCGGACAGAACUGGCCAAUAGGAAGCCCAGAGUAUUCCAGUGAUUCCUCACAAAUUACUUCUUCAGACCCCAGUGAUUUUCAAUCACCUCCCCCUACAGGGGGAGCAGCUGCACCUUUUGGCUCUGACGUCUCAUUACCCUUUAUCCGUCUGCCUCAGACAUUGUUACAAGAAUCCCCACUUUUCUUCUGUUUCCCCCAAGGAACCACAUCUCAGCAGGUUUUAUCUGCCUCAUUUUCUUCAGGAGGAUCUGCACUCCAUCCACAGGUGCAGGGGCAGAGCCAGGGUCAGCCAUCCUCAAGUAGUGUAACAGGGGUUUCAUCUUCCCAAACCAUACAACAUUCUCAGCAGCAGCAGGGAAUACAGCAGACAGCCCCUCCUCAGCAGACAGUGCAGUAUUCACUUCCACAGACAUCAGCCUCUAGUGAGGCUACUACUGUACAGCCAGUGAGUCAACCUCAAGCCCCACAGGUCUUGCCUCAAGUAUCAGCUGGAAAACAGCUUCCAGUUUCCCAGCCAGUACCAACUAUCCAAGGUGAACCUCAGAUCCCAGUUGCAACACAGCCCUCAGUUGUUCCAGUCCAUUCUGGUGCUCAUUUUCUCCCUAUGGGACAGCCACUCCCUACUUCCUUACUCCCUCAGUACCCUGUCUCUCAAAUUCCUAUAUCGGCUCCUCAUGUGUCUGCGACUCAGACAGGCUUCUCACCCCUUCCCAUCACAAUUGCAGCUGGCAUUAAUCAGCCUCUGCUCACCUUGGCUUCAUCGGCUACAGCAGCUGCGAUCCCAGGGGGAUCAACUGUGGCUUCUAGUCAGCUUCCAACCCUUCUGCAGCCUGUGACUCAGCUGCCAAGUCAGGUUCACCCACAGCUCCUGCAGCCAGCAGUUCAGUCCAUGGGAAUACCAGCUAACCUUGGACAAGCUGCUGAGGUUCCACUUCCCUCUGGAGAUGUUCUGUACCAGGGCUUUCCAUCUCGACUGCCACCACAAUACCCAGGAGAUGCAAAUAUUGCUCCCUCUUCCAGCGUGGCUUCUGUUUGCAUCCCUUCUACAGUCUUAUCCCCUCCCAUGCCCACAGAAGCAUUAGCUACACCAGGUUACUUUCCUACAGUGGUGCAGCCUUAUAUGGAAUCCAAUCUUUUAGUUCCUGUGGGCAGUAUAGGAGGACAGGUUCAAGUGUCCCAACCAGCAGUGAGUUUAGCACAAGCCCCCACUACAUCCUCCCAGCAAGCAGCUCUGGAGCAGAAUGAAAUGCCAAUGUGGGGGCCUUGUUGCCACUGGCUGUUCUGUUGGGAAAGUACUCAGGGAGUCUCUCAGAUUGCUCCUCCAGAGCCAGUUCCAGUAGCACAGCCACAACCUACCCAGCCUGCCACUGUGAUCUCUUCUAUAGACAGUGCACAUUCAGAUGUUGCUUCAGGUAUGAGUGAUGGCAAUGAGAAUGUCCCAUCAUCCAGUGGAAGGCAUGAAGGGAGAACUACAAAACGGCAUUAUCGAAAAUCUGUGAGAAGUCGCUCUCGUCAUGAAAAGACUUCACGCCCAAAAUUGAGAAUUUUAAAUGUUUCAAAUAAAGGAGACCGGGUAGUAGAAUGUCAGUUGGAAACUCACAAUCGGAAAAUGGUAACAUUCAAAUUUGAUUUAGAUGGCGAUAACCCUGAGGAAAUAGCAACAAUUAUGGUGAACAAUGACUUUAUCCUAGCAAUAGAGAGAGAGUCUUUUGUGGAUCAAGUGCGGGAAAUUAUUGAGAAAGCUGAUGAAAUGCUCAGUGAGGAUGUCAGUGUGGAACCAGAGGGUGACCAGGGAUUGGAGAGUCUACAGGGAAAGGAUGACUACAGCUUUUCAGGUUCUCAGAAAUUGGAAGGAGAAUUCAAACAACCACUUCCUGCAUCUUCCAUGCCACAGCAAAUAGGCAUUUCUACCAGUUCUUUAACUCAAGUUGUUCAUUCUGCUGGAAGACGGUUUAUAGUAAGUCCUGUGCCAGAAAGUCGAUUACGAGAGUCUAAAGUUUUCACCAGCGAAAUAUCAGAUACGGUUGCCGCCUCUACGUCUCAUGCUGCUGGAAUGAACUUGUCUCACUCUGCUUCAUCCCUUAGUCUACAGCAGGCCUUUUCUGAACUUAAAAAUGCCCAGAUGACAGAAGGACCCAAUACAGCACCUCCCAAUUUUAGUCAUACAGGACCAACAUUUCCAGUAGUGCCUCCAUCCAUGGGUAGCAUAGCUGGAGUCCCAACCAUAGCAGGAACCACACCUUCAGCAUCAGUUCCUAUAACUAGUUGUCCUCCUAAUGACAUUUCCACAUCAGUAGUUCAAUCUGAGAUUACCAUGUCCACUGAAAAAGGGAUUGCCACCUGUACAGGUGUAACUUCAAGUGUUCUCUCUAUACCACCUGCAUCUGAAUCACCAGUACUUUCCAGCGUGGUUUCAAGCAUCACAAUAUCUACUGUUAUCUCAACAUCGGCAGCAUCCCAGUCAGUUCAGGCUCCCACAUCUGGGAGCACUGUUUCUAGUGCAGGCACUUUCCCCUCCGUACCAGUUUCAACAACUUCAGCCUCUGCAGUAUGCAGUGCUGCUGCCCCAGAGGCUAAGCCUUCACCUGUAUUAUCCCAGCAGUCAGCAGGCAGUACUUCAGGGGCAGCCUCAUUAACCUCAAUUUCUGCCACCACUCCAUUCCCAAGCAUUGCUUCACAGCCAUCUCUUCAGCUCAGCAGCAGCACCUCUGCUCCUACUCUAGCUGAAACAGUGGUGGUUAGUGCACACUCACUUGAUAAAACAUCUCAUAGCAGUACAACUGGAUUGGCUUUAUCCCUCUCUGCAUCAUCUUCCUCUUCUUCCCCUGGAGCCCUAGUAUCUAGUUCUAUUUCUCAAUCUGGUGGGGUGCAUCCUUUGGUCACCCCCUCAGCUGUAGCUCCUACUCCUGUCCUUUCCCAAGCAGCAGGACCUACUUCUACACCUCUAUUACCCCCAGUACCUAGUGUCCCACCCUUGGUACAGCCUGUUGCCAAUGUGCCUGCUGUACAGCAGACACUAAUUCAUAGUCAGCCUCAGCCGGCUUUGCUUCCCAACCAGCCUCAUACACACUGUCCUGAAAUAGAUGCUGAUACACAACAAUCCAAAGCUGGCAUUGAUGACAUAAAGACUCUAGAAGAAAAGCUGCGGUCUCUCUUUAGUGAACACAGCACAUCUGGAACUCAACAUGCCUCUGUUUCAUUGGAGACAUCACUAGUAGUAGAGACCAAUGUCACACCAGGCAUCCCAACCACUGCUGUUGCACCCAGCAAACUCAUGACUUCAACUACAAGUACUUGCUUGCCACCAACUAGUUUGCCAUUGGGAACAACUGGUUUGCCCGUUAUACCAGUGGCCACACCUGGGCAAGUUUCUACCCCAGUCAGCACUACAGCAGGAGCAAAACCUGGAACUGUUCCAUCAAAGCCACCUUUAACUAAGGCUCCAGUGCUGCCAUUGGGUACUGAACUUCCAGCUGGUAUUCCAUCCAGUGAGCAGCAGCCACCUUUUCCAGGACCACCACUAACUCAGUCUCAGCAACCUCUGGAAGAUCUUGAUGCUCAGUUGAGAAGGACACUUAGUCCAGAGACUGCUGCGGUGACAUCUGCAGUGGGUCCUGUGUCCGUGGUGGCUCCAACAGCAGUUACAGAAGCAGGAGCACAGCCUCCAAAGGAUGUGCCACAAGUUACAGCAGCUAGUUCAGGAACUGGUGUUUUUAAGACGGGCCGAUUUCAGGUUUCAGUUGCAAUGGAUGAUGCCCAGAAAGAGGGUAAAAAUAAGUCAGAAGAUUCAAAGUCUGUUCACUUUGAAUCCAGCACUUCAGAGUCUUCAGUGCUAUCAAGUAGUAGUCCAGAGAGUACCCUGGUGAAGCCAGGCCCUAAUGGGAUAACCAUCCAUGGUGUCUGUCCAGAUAUGCCAGAUGGUGUCCACAAAACUCCUGCCUCAGAAGCAAAGUCAGAAACUUGGCAGCCUACCAAGGUUGGACAUUUUCAGGUGACAACAGCAGCAAACAAAGUAGGACGUUUCUCAGUAUCAAGAACUGAAGAUAAGAUCACUGAGGCAAAGAAAGAGGGACCAGUGGAAUCUCCUCCUUUUGUGGAUUUGGAACAAGCUAUUCUUCCUGCUGCGAUACCAAAGAAAGAAAAGCCUGAACUAUCAGAGCCUUCACAUCUGAAUGGGCCGUCUUCUGACUUGGAGGCUGCCUUCUUAAGUAGGGACGUGGAUGAUGGUUCAGGUAGUCCACACUCCCCCCAUCAACUGAGCUCAAGGAGCCUCCCUAUCCAAAAUCUAAGUCAAAGCCUUAGUAAUUCACUCAAUUCCUCUUACAUGAGUAGUGACAAUGAGUCAGAUAUUGAAGAUGAAGACUUAAAAUUGGAGCUGCGGCGACUACGAGAAAAACAUCUGAAAGAGAUUCAAGACCUGCAAAGUCGCCAGAAGCAUGAAAUUGAAUCUUUAUACACCAAACUGGGCAAGGUUCCCCCUGCUGUCAUUAUUCCCCCAGCUGCCCCGCUUUCGGGGAGAAGGCGGCGACCCACUAAAAGCAAAGGCAGCAAAUCUAGUCGCAACACUUCCUUGGGGAAUAAAAGCCCCCAGCUUUCAGGUAAUUUGUCUGGUCAGAGUGCGGCUUCAGUGCUGCACCCCCAGCAAACCCUCCACCCUCCUGGCAACAUCCCAGAGACUGGGCAGAAUCAGCUGUUACAGCCCCUUAAGCCAUCUCCCUCCAGUGACAACCUCUAUUCAGCCUUCACCAGUGAUGGUGCCAUUUCAGUACCAAGCCUUUCUGCUCCAGGUCAAGGCUGUGCGAAGUUUAACUGUGCAUCUGAGCAGGUGACAUUCAAACCUGGUGGCAGGAGGACCCGAUUUCUGAGGAAGAUGGUGAAAAAAGUCUGUCCUUGCAACCAGCUCUGUAGGACCAGCAGCACAAACACUGUUGGGGGAACAGUGAACAGCCAGGCCGCCCAAGCUCAGCCUCCUGCCCUGACCUCCAGCAGGAAGGGCACAUUCACAGAUGACCUGCACAAGCUGGUGGACAAUUGGGCCCGCGAUGCCAUGAAUCUUUCAGGCAGAAGAGGAAGCAAAGGACAUACGAACUACGAGGGCCCUGGGAUGGCAAGGAAGUUUUCUGCACCUGGUCAGCUGUGUAUCUCCAUGACCUCAAAUCUGGGUGGCUCUGCCCCCAUCUCUGCAGCAUCAGCUACCUCUCUAGGUCACUUCACCAAGUCUAUGUGCCCACCACAGCAGUACAGUUUUCCAGCUCCACCACCCUUUAACACUCAGUGGAGUGGGACGGGUGGCUCCACACCACAACCGCUUGGGCAGUUCCAGCCUGUGGGGACUGCCUCCUUACAAAAUUUCAACAUCAGCAAUUUGCAAAAAUCCAUCAGCAAUCCCCCAGGUUCCAACCUGAGGACCACUUAGUCAGACCUAGAGACAUUAACUGAGUAGAUCUGGGGGCAGGAGAGGGAGUGCUGACUACUAGUGCUGCGUUUAACUGAUUAUUUGCUAACUACUAGUGCUGCAUUUAACUGAUUAUUUCUUGCCAGAAAGGAAUGUUUUUAGUACUUAGAGCCCUCAGGAUAGAGAGUGUUCCUCCCCCUUUGCCAUCAUUUGGAGUGGAGAAGAAGGAAAGAGCAGCUUUCUUGCAGUGGGGCGUCUUCAGAUUGUGUUUCCCUGUUUCCUGCACCCACAGCGAGGGCUAGCAAAGAGAAGGGUUUAUCAGAAAGCUACUAGAGUGCUCAAAGGAAAACCAGAACCCUUCUGUAUUUUCAGGUGGGUGCAGCUCUUUUCUAGGCACCCACCCCCAGUCCCUGUUCCCUCAAAAAUCUAAACCACAAGACAAAAAAAAGUACUGGGCUCUCUCCUGCCCUGUUCCCUACCCAGUCCCCACUUGUUUUCCUUUCUUUUUUUCUCUCUUUAGAACCCAGUGAAAACACCAGGAGACUGAGGCUUCAACCCUUUCUUAUAGGUCAUUAGUGCUUUAAGCAAAUGAUAUUAGCAGCUUUGACUGCAGCAUUAGCAAUUAGGAAAAAAAAAGUUCCCUGCGGACAUGUAACUUGCCAUCAGUUUUGAUGUGGAAACACUGUGAUAUAUAAAUGUUGUUGGACAACAGUAGUUUUAAGAUGAAAAUAUGAAAGGUUUAAAAAGUUGGGAAAAAAGCUAGCUCUGUCCUUUACUUAUUGAGACACUUUAACUUUUUCCUUUGUACUUCCAUUGUAUUAGAUAAAUAAAUGUGAAUGUAAAAUUGUAUAAAUUACUGUACUUGAAUACUUCUGUUCAACCAGUAUUGCUUGCUGGAUUUUUUAGUGCCUUGGACUUCUAUUGCUUCUGCCAUUAGCAUCAACUUCUCAUCAGACCCCAGAUCAGCAAAGGGCACAUGGAAGGAAAUUUAAGGUCCACGUGACCCCAGCAGCGGAUGAUGCCAAAGGGAAAUUGAAAGAUUUUUUCUUAAGUCAUUUAACAAUUUUGUCUAGAGCAGGUGUAAGACGAGCAGGGUGAGAAGUUAAGUUGACAUCAGUGGUUGAAAGCAGAAAGUGUUUGAGGAGGGGUGCUGGGACAAACUUGGGCAAUUGAGAAGAGUAAGGUGCUGUAUGAAAGUGAAACUUUCAAUAAGUGAAAGAAAAAGACUAAAAGUGGAGAAUAUAUUUGUUUAGAAGAUAUGUGAUGCCUGGCCAGUGGAUGCCAUAGCCUUACUCAUUUGAGCUGGGCUUGAACAGACCUAGAAGAAAUGGCUGAAUAUAAAGGGAAGCAGGUGGGAGCUGGUGUUGAAGCUGGGAAACAUGAUAGUGGAAAGUCACAGAUGGAGAAAGUCACUCUAAGAACUGUUUAGGUUGCUUUCCUCUUAUUGCAAGUGUACCAGGCAUUUCUCAGCUUGAGGGUACUGUAUUUUUUGCAAAAAGUGGACCCACAUCUGAAUAAGCAUUGUCAGAAAGAAUGCUUUUUCUUCCUGCUCUUCUAUAUAAUGUCCAAUGGUUGCAGGAUCACAUCUUUCAUGCCUCCUUUAUUUCUGCAUUUGCAACUGAUAUUCUCACAUUUCAUAUUAACAAAUACUCUCCUUAAGUAAUAACUGCAACCAACCAGUGUUAUUUAGCUAUGCCUAGUUGUAAUGGGCAGUUCUAUUAUUUUCAGAGCUUUCAGGAAAUACUCUCCUAAUUGGCUAGGUUGGGAUCUUUACCAUCUCAGAUGAGGGGGGAAGCUGGGACUCUUAAUUUUGGGGGUGCUUCUUGUCUUGACUCUUGAGUUAGGGAAUUGACAUAUUCUAACCUCUUACCCACUUCAAUAGCACAUCCCAGGAAUCCCUGCAAUAGGGAGAGCGCAGUUGGCUCUCCUAUCCUGUUGUUCCUUUGUGGGCCCUGUCUCCAAGUUAGCCUCGGCCCCAAAGACACAAAUGAAAGCUGAAGAGUUUAGCAAUGUAGAAAUGAACCGGGCAUGGCUUCCAAGCCCUCCUACAAAAUUGUUUACUUAUCCUCUGCUUAUAAUUCUUGGGGAGAUGGUAAGAGUGAGGCUAGAACAAAGAAGGUGGCCAGAUAAGAAACAGACCACCUAAGAUAAAUAAAACAAUACUUUCUACUAGGGAAACAAGCAAACCAAAUGCAGCACAUUGUUUGUUAUUUUGGUUUAAUAAUGUUGAGAUCUCUUCACUCACAAAAAAGUAAAAACUGGUUUUAUUUACUGUUGAUUUUUUUUUCCCUCCUGUGGAUGAAAUAACUGAAGCCUAGAGGAAUGAACUAGUGCUACUGAAAUGUUUAAAUUAUUUUUGUGUUAAUAGUACACUUUGAGUAUCUUUUUUCCACAUUAAAAAAAUCUUUCUGAAUUAUAAAUGUUUUCCUUACAUUAUUUAACAAUGUACACUGUUUUAAAAAAUGAAUAAACUGAAUUUCAACCUUGGGUUUCUCUGCAGCCGUUAAUUGUACAUUUUGCACUAACUCUGGGUGUUGCGCUUCUUGUAAGAUUGCACUUUGUGCUUCAGUUUGUUACCUUUGUAGAUUUAUUUAAUGAAACCUUUCAAAUAAACCAAACUUGCUUUGUUGA
Phyllostomus discolor (pale spear-nosed bat) is the source of this 12143-nucleotide messenger RNA. RefSeq names its product WNK lysine deficient protein kinase 1 (gene WNK1). Gene Ontology annotation, biological process: negative regulation of sodium ion transport; intracellular signal transduction; protein phosphorylation. Lineage: Eukaryota; Metazoa; Chordata; Mammalia; Chiroptera; Phyllostomidae. Gene Ontology annotation, cellular component: cytoplasm; cytosol. The record is from RefSeq and is a predicted model, not a curated record. The transcript is spliced from 32 exons. Bases 999 to 9533 code for a protein of 2844 amino acids. Gene Ontology annotation, molecular function: ATP binding; chloride channel inhibitor activity; protein serine/threonine kinase activity.